Molecule: messenger RNA, 5205 nt
Organism: Pristis pectinata (smalltooth sawfish)
Lineage: Eukaryota; Metazoa; Chordata; Chondrichthyes; Rhinopristiformes; Pristidae
Exons: 4
Coding region: 1893-2795 (300 amino acids)
Biological process (GO): positive regulation of DNA-templated transcription
Cellular component (GO): nuclear body
Source: RefSeq, a predicted model, not a curated record
CACCCCUGCGGCACUUGAGGACACAGGCCCUUCUGUCCUUUCCCAGGACUUCCAGAUAGCCAAGUUGAGCCUAGCUUAACCUUGUACUUCUCCAAAUGUGUGUUAUUUUAAUUUUCUUUAUAAAACUGAGAACAGAGAUCAGUGAAAAAGAGAAUGGUCAGAGAAAGGGAGAGAGGUAGAGAUGUAGAAUGGGAGAGAGGGGUUGGAGGGGAGGGUAGAAGUAAGAAAGCUGUGAUUGGGAGAGAGACAAAGAAUAGGAGAGGAGUAGGUGGGAGAGACAGGAUACUCGGUGGGAGAGUGGGGAUUGAGGGGAGAGAAGCCAUGGGAGGUAGGUGGCAAGACGGGAGCUGGGAAGGAGAGAGACACGGAGAGAAAGUGGGUGGAAGAGAGGCAGGGGUUUGGAAAGCAGGCAUUGGUUGGGAGAAACUGAGAGGGAGGAGUGAAGGAGAAAGAGAGGGAAGGGGAUUGUGAGCCAGAGAAAGGGGUGGAGGUAAGAGAGAGAGAAGGUGGGAGCAAGGGGUCAAUGAUCAGAGUAGGUUAAGGUGGGGUGGGGGUUUUGAACUCUUCAUUUUGUGGUAAUGCGUUCCAUGUGUAAAUGUACGCAACAAAUUAGAUUUAAGUUAUUCAGUUGAUUGAAGCCAUAUACUGCAUUUUUAUGAAAUUAUUUUGUGUUCUUAUAUUUAAAAAUUUGUCUGUACUCCAGGGAAAACAAACUCAGCCUCUCCAAUCUUUCCUUAUAACUGAAAUGCUCCAAUCCAGGCAACCUGCUGGUUAAUCUCCUCUGUACCCUCUCUAGUGUAAUCACAUCCUUCCAACUAUGUGGUGAUCAGAAAUGCACACAAUGCUCCAGGUGUGGUCUAACCAAUGUGUUAUAAAGUUGCAACAUAACGUUCCUGCUCUUAUAUUCCAUCGCCAUGGUUGUAAAGGCAAAUUUUAUUUAGCGGAGCCAGACCCUUUAUGCAAUGUUCAGUUUCAACCUUAGAUAUGAUCAAAAGUUGUUUUUUUUCCCCUGUAAGACCAAUAUGGUUGAAAAUCUCACCAUAAAAAAAACUUCGAGUUACACUAUUAUUGACCAGAAAAACAGUACAUGAAUUUCCACAUCAAAACGUUAAUUGUUAUUUAUGACUGGAAUUGACAUAUUUGGAGGCGUCGUCAAACUUGGUUAACACCAUGUUAAUGCGAUUUUCAUCCGCGCAACACCUAUUUUUUGAUGUUGCAGAUUCCAUACAUGACGAAUAUUAAAAAUAAUUUUUAUGGAGGAAGCGUGAGUGAACUGCGGCGCAUGUAUUUAGCGUGUGAAACAUUAGCAUAAAAAUGUCACCAAAUUAAAGUCUAUUAUUAAAAUAAGAUUGUGUGUCAAUAUUAACAUCAUCAUGCCUCAUGUAACUAAUCAACCGAUCGCAAUAGGUUUUGUCUAAACAUGUUCGACAUGACAAGGAAAGAAAUUCUUAUUAAGUCUGUUUCCCGUCGAAUAUGGGAUUUUGUUAAUUCAUAUGCAAUUAGCAUUUUAAAAAAAUAUAGCAAUGUGAAACAAGAUAGAGAGCAGACCGCUUCCUUGCGCGCUGCACUGCCUGAAUUGCAGAAGCAUUUAACGCUCUUGCAUUCUGAGAAACACUUGAGGACUAAGCGGCUGCAACGUGUUUGUUCCAACCCCCGUGGACAUGGACUAAUCAGCGUAACGCUGCAGUGUCGAGUUACCCAGUGACGCAUUCUCCAAGCGUUGUGCUGCGUUUUGUGGGCGUCGACGAGCCCGGCCCAGCAUCACUCACUCCUCCUCCUCCACCAUUAUGAUCAAACCUCCUUUGAGCUCACAUCUUCUUCUAGAGAUUUUAAUUUCUGCCCGUUUUUGUUUAACUCGUGAAUAAACUGGAUGGUCACCGGUGACCUCAAAGAUGGCAAGGAGGGCGAGUAAGAACUGGGGAGACCAAGAGAUCAAAGGGUUGUUGUCCAUUUGGAAAGACAGGUCCAUCCAGGAUCAGCUGGCCGGGACAGUACGGAAUAAAGAUGUGUUCGUGAGGAUCUCCAACAACCUUAAAGAAUUGGGGGUCAAUCGCGAUUGGAAGCAAUGCCGAGCCAAAGUGAAGAACCUGAAAUACGAAUACAGGAUCAUGGUAAAUCAAAGGAAAUCCGGCAGGAGGUGCAAAUCCAUGCGGUUCUACAAUGAAAUUGAUGCGGUGUUGGGAUGCCGUACUCUCCAGGCCGAGAGAGCUCAGGACAGAACCUUCCUUAACGUGGUCAUCAAAGAGGAAGAGGAGGAAGAGAAAUUACAAAAUGCACCACCACCCCAGGCCUCUUCAGCCUCCGAAAACAUUACAGCUUGCUGUGCCCAACCAGUCACAACCAUCAGCAGAGAUGAGGAAGAGGAUGAAAUUCUGCCUGAACCACAGUCUGGAGUAGAUGGUGUUACAGCAGACACAGAAGCUCCUGUGGAAGAAGAAAAGAUUAGUACAAGCUCAGAGGACCCUGUCACUACAAGCAGAAAAAGGACUGAACCCGAGCAUGCUUGUUCGGUGCCAAAGAAGAGAAUGAAGGUGAAGAGAGGAACCAUGUUUCAGAGACACAUUGGGACCAUUAUCAACACCUUCAUGGACUAUCAGAGGAAAGCUGAAGAAAGGUUCUACAAAUGGGAAGAAGAGAGGCGGAGGGAGGAACGCGAGCAUGAGCUGCGGAUUAUCCAGUUGUUGCUUGAUCAUUCCAGAUCCUCGAUGAUUCAGACACCUCAGACUCCGGAUUAUCUGAGAUCACUGCACAAUCAGAACACCCACAUAUUCACACCUUCUCCCUCAAACAAUUAACCUUUAAGUUUUCUUAAUUGCUUAAAUUACUUUGUGGUGCUCUGUUCAUCCUAUGUUAACUAGGAGCAGUUAAACUGCAGUUUUUUUAACCUCCAUUGUAGCUCCUACAGCGUACAAGUUUAAAGAAGAAGUAGGGGAUAGAGACCAGGUUGACUUGAAGACAAGUUCCCGUGUUAAACUAACCAUUAACCUCUGCACACUAAAUGUUCCAUGAAAACACACUGAGUUAAUUGAACUCUGUUUUUGGGUGUUUUAAUCUACUCCUCCUGGCUUGACUGGGAGCAGACAAAUUCCCAUGGAUCAUUUUCCAGAUUACUGUUCUGUUUAAAAGUACUGUACAUGUUUGGAUGUUGGGGGAAUGUCAAAAUGGGGCACAGAUAAAAGUAGCCCCCUCCACAUGGUUGAAGAUCCUGCUGAUGUCUGUUGCUUAUGUUCACACAUGAACAAUUGGACUGAGUACCAGGAAGCUAUAAGUGUUUGUGGAAUGCCAUCCGAGCACAAAUCAGGAGAGGAAGGAAAAUUUAACUGUAAAAGCAAACAGUUGAAGUCAAAAGCAUCUAAAAGAGAAAGGACCGGGGUAUAUUUGGGUAACACCCAAACAUUCUCCUUGAAAUAUUUGUUUUUUUUUCAGUUGCCUUUACAUUGCCAACCUUUCUUAGUUUUCUUUGUAAAAGUUCACAACUGGCUGCUACUGAAGUCUGAUGCUGUAGUUUUUAAUUGCAUUGGAAAAGCAGAAUAGCAUUUAGAUGUUCAAAGGAUGUUGAGUGUUGUUUAUUACAACACAAACCAGCUAAACAUUGAUUCACUAGGUAAACCACUAAGUGUUAUUUUUGCUGCAUGAGAAUGCUUUCUCACUGGGAAAUAUUGUACCUCAGAGUGGAGACAAUGUCCCUCCAAUAACUCACUGGGUAAUUGCACUAUGUAAAGUGGUGCUAAAAGGGAAAUGUGGCUUCUAGUUUUGAUUUCCUGUAACAUAUUUAACAACUUCAGCAAAAGUAUUUUUGGGAAUGGUACAGUUAUUUUGGCGUCAUUUGGGAAGAGAAAUAAUUAGUCCAUCUAAUGUCAAUAAGCAUUGUUGUGUUGGGUGAGAACAGAUGGUGGUUCCCCAAUUACAGAAUUAUAGAACAGUACAGCAGGGUAUGGUCAUGCAGUUAAGUUCUUUGUCCUUGCAGUUUUCCCCUCUUCAAGUAGUGAUCGAGUUCUUUUGAGAACUACUAAUAAGUUUCCAUCGCGCUAUCAGGCAGCAUAUUCCAAAUUUAAGCACAACAGUUGCCACUUUUUGUCGCAUUUUUUUGCCUGUUACAUUAAAUUUGUGCCGUUAGGUCAGUGCCCAUUUAGCCAUUGAAAGUAUUUCCCCUUUUUCCACUCCAACUGAACCCUUCCUGAUUCUUAAACUAUUCUACAAAUUUUUCUGUUAUCAUUUUCUGCUCCAAGGGUAACAACCCAGCUUCUCCAAUAUCUAAUCUCUGAGCUAUGGAACCAUUCCUCUCCAAAACCUCAUGUCCUUCGGAAAAUGUAGUGUUCAGGGAAGGCUACAGUGCUCCAGUUGGGUCAAAUUACUGUUUUAUGUGGGGUUAGUAUAAGCAGCUGGCUUUUGUGCUCCAUGCCUCAAGUUGAAACACCUCCCCAUAUAGAUCAGGCAAUGUACUACAUGACUACUGGUACCACAGAACAUCCUCCAGCAGGUCAGUCAAUGGAGGAAAAAGGAGAUCCAGGAUAAUAGUUUCUUUUAAUAAAUCGAGUUAAAUAUUUUAAAAAAUUUAUUCAUUCAUAGGAUGUGGAUGUUGCUGGCAAUGCUGGCAUUUAUCAUUCAUCCCUAAUGGCCCCUGAAUUGAGGCAGUUGAGGUUCAACCAUAUUGGGGGGGUUGGAGUUGCACACUGGCCAGAUUGGGUAAGGAUAGCAGAUUUCCUUCUCUGACGGGCAAAAGUGAACCAGAUAGGUUUUGCAAUAAUCCAGUGAUUUCAUGUUCACCUACAUUGACAUUAGCUUUUUAAAUAAUUCACUGUAUUAUCAUCACAACAUGUAGCCUAUUGUCAAGCACUGGUAGUGAAUAAGAACUGUCAUGAGCUGUUAGGUUAAGUGGGUGAGUCUCUCUUUAUGUUAUUUUAGUACCAAGCAAUUGGUGUACUUGGACUCAAUUCCUGAUGUUACAUUUUCAGGAAAUAAUUUCUGGAACUUGAUUAAUAAAAACAUGAAAACUGCAUAAACUAGAGCAUACUGUAGAAGCGUUGUGCAUCAUUGCUUAUUAUGAUAUGGUAACUUGAUAGUGUAUUGCAAGACCCAGCCCUGGAAUAUUGUAUAUGUUAAGUGAUGCUGUAUCAGUGAGAUCUUCCAUACUGUGCAAAAAUAAUGAAAAUGGCAUUAUUAGCCAUCUUCUGUUUUAUUAAAAAUGUAUUAAAUGUUUAUUAA